Opisthorchis viverrini is the source of this 612-nucleotide messenger RNA. RefSeq lists its product as hypothetical. The record is from RefSeq and is a predicted model, not a curated record. Lineage: Eukaryota; Metazoa; Platyhelminthes; Trematoda; Opisthorchiida; Opisthorchiidae. The coding region runs from base 1 to 612 and encodes 203 amino acids. The transcript is spliced from 2 exons.
AUGCUCUCCGGGUCAGGCCGACCGGUUCCACAGAAUAAGCUUCUGCUGCAUCCUCUGAGGGAACAGGCUGAUCGGGUGUCAAUGUGGGAUUGUCAGCCGCCUCCGCUCAUUCCGUCCUCAGAAGCAUGUGCAAAGUCAUUGUUGGCUUCGGUCACCGGUGCAUGUCCUCCUCGUAUGCAACCCUGUGGAGCCCCGAUUAAGUAUGAUUCACAUCAUUCUCAUGUGAAAAUGGGUGAAACUAACACACCCGCAUACAUCAGUAGCCCUGCUUUGGCACAGUCAGUCCAGGUUCUCCCUACAGUCACUGAACUGACUGGCACGGAUAAUCGGAUUUCCAAAUCACAAAAUGCAACCCUGUUUGAACUGUUACGUCUCCCUGAUUCAGACGAUCCUUACCACAUAGACUUAUCCAUUUCACAUGAUGAAGACGAUAAAUGGACAGACGUCGGAAGGAGUUCUCACGAACCUGCAACCCCCGUGUCGCUCACACCGCCAUGCACAAGAUUUGGUUUAUACGGACAACAUUCCAUCACCCAUACCUUGAAACGAGACCAUCCACUCAUACCGUCACCGAACACUGCUGCAGCUGCAACACAACGCAAGACAGCUUAA